Molecule: messenger RNA, 654 nt
Organism: Galeopterus variegatus (Sunda flying lemur)
Lineage: Eukaryota; Metazoa; Chordata; Mammalia; Dermoptera; Cynocephalidae
Product: olfactory receptor 7A17-like
Exons: 2
Biological process (GO): G protein-coupled receptor signaling pathway
Cellular component (GO): membrane
Molecular function (GO): olfactory receptor activity; G protein-coupled receptor activity
Source: RefSeq, a predicted model, not a curated record
AUGGUGGUGCAGACAGGGUACAAUGGAUUAAAUGUGUUUGAUGUAAUGCCCUCAAGGAUACAUCACUUGCAGGAUGUAAUUCAGUGGAAAAGACACAUCAACCAUAUGGAACUGGGGAAUGAGACACGAAUAUCAGAAUUUCUUCUUCUGGGACUUUCAGAGGAACCCGGACUGCAACCCAUUCUCUUUGGGCUGUUCCUGUCUAUGUACCUGGUCACAGUGCUUGGGAACCUGCUCAUCAUCCUGGUCAUCAUCUCAGACUCCCAACUCCACACGCCCAUGUAUUUCUUCCUCUCCAAUCUUUCCUUUCUGGACAUCUGUGUGCCCUCCACCACUGUCCUAAAGAUGCUAGUGAAUAUACAGACGCAGAGCAAAGUCAUAACAUAUGAAGGCUGCAUCACCCAGGUAUACUUUUAUUUACUCUUUGGAAUUUUGGACACCUUACUCCUGACCGUGAUGGCCUAUGACCGGUUUGUGGCCAUCUGUUACCCCCUCCAAUACACAGUCAUCAUGAAUGUCCGCCUCUGUGGACUCCUGGUUCUUGUGUCCUGGAUCAUGAGUGCCCUGAACUCCUUGUUCCAUAGUUUAAUGGUUGUGCAGCUGUCCUUCUGUACAGACUUGGAAAUUCCCCACUUCUUCUGUGAACUUAAUCAG